AUGGGCGCCCAACAAUCGUCUGGCCGUGAUGCGGCUGGCGAGUCUGCGUCUCAGCCGGUGAAAACAUGUUACUACGAGCUGCUCUCAGUCGAGCGCGAUGCCUCCGAUGAUGAGAUAAAGAAGGCUUACAGACGGCGUGCCCUCGAGCUGCACCCGGACCGAAACUACGGAGACGUCGAGAACGCGACGAGACGUUUCGCCGAGGUUCAAGCCGCCUACGAAGUGCUAUCUGAUCAUCAGGAGAGGGCUUGGUACGACUCGCAUCGUGAAGCUAUUCUACGCGGAGCCGACCCAGAGGACACCGACGGCCGCAGUCCUGAGUUCAACAACGUCAAACUCACCUCAACCGAGGACAUUUUCGCUCUCAUCCGUCGUUUCGACUCAACCGUUCCCUUUACUGACGAGCCAGCUGGUUUUUUCGGCAUAUCCAAGGCAACGUUUGACCACCUUCUUGACGAGGAAAUCGCCGCUGGGGAGUACACUCAUGGGGACGUUCCGGACUAUCCCUCGUUUGGCACUUCUACGGACAGCUACGAGUACGUAGCUAAACCCUUCUACAGUAACUGGGCCGGUUUCUCGACGCGGAAGACGUUUUCAUGGAAGGACAAGUACCGCUUGUCGGAUGCUCCAGACCGUCGUAUCCGUAGACUCAUGGAAAAGGAAAACAAAAAGAUGCGUGACGAAGCUGUUCGGGAUUUCAACGACGCUGUCAGGUUUCUCGUCACCUUCGUGCGUAAACGCGACCCCCGCUACCUCCCAAAUACGCAAACGGCUGCCGAACGUCAGGAGUCUUUGCGAAAUGCCGCCGCUGCGCAGGCAGCUCGUUCUCGCGCCGCGAAUUUGGAGAAACUUUCCGACGCUACCGUCCCCGACUGGGCUCAGUCUCGUGACGAUGGCGAUGCAGGCGGGCACUUUGAUGAGACCGAAGAAGAGGAAUCUGAGGUGGAGGUUCUAGAGUGUGUGGUUUGCGACAAAACUUUCAAGAGCGAGAAGUCGUUCGAGGCACACGAACGCAGUAAGAAACAUCUGAAGGCCGUACAGCAGCUUCGACGACAGAUGAAGAAUGAGGAUGUGGAAUUGGACCUCAACCUUUCACCGGUGCCGGAGAAGGUUACACCAGUCGACGAUGAGGGUGGUCAGGCCGAGGAGCAGGCGGCAGACGAAGCUCCGGACCGUCCGCCAGGGGACUCACCUGCUUUGCCGACUGACGGGAAAGAUGGGAACGUUUCUGGUAACUCGUCAGAACAUGAUGACGAGUACGCCCCUCGGGAUGAUGUUGAGAAGAGAUUCUUUGCAGAGAGCCCUCUUGCCAACGCAGCCCGCGAAGACGCGAGCAGAGAUGAGGAUGGGCAGGCUGUUGCUGCUAUUGACGCUCUGGAUAUCGAAGACGAUGGGGACACACAGCCACAGGCGAAAAAGGUCGGCAAGGCAAAGGCGAAGCGUGAGAAGAGGGCAGCACGCCAAGCAGCGGAAGAGGCCAAGGGGAGCGCGCACACAUGCGGUACCUGCAAGGCGUCAUUCCCCUCCAAGACGAGGCUUUUCAACCACAUUCGCGACCUUGAUCACGCAGCGCCAUUACAGCAAAAUCCAACAGGCGGUGGUAAAAAGAAGAGGCGGUAG
This is a messenger RNA of Colletotrichum karsti, 1620 nucleotides long. RefSeq names its product C2H2 finger domain-containing protein. The transcript is spliced from 3 exons. The record is from RefSeq and is a predicted model, not a curated record. Lineage: Eukaryota; Fungi; Ascomycota; Sordariomycetes; Glomerellales; Glomerellaceae. Gene Ontology annotation, molecular function: zinc ion binding; nucleic acid binding. Gene Ontology annotation, cellular component: cytoplasm. The coding region runs from base 1 to 1620 and encodes 539 amino acids.